This is a messenger RNA of Neofelis nebulosa (Clouded leopard), 3234 nucleotides long. RefSeq names its product zinc finger DHHC-type palmitoyltransferase 13 (gene ZDHHC13). The record is from RefSeq and is a predicted model, not a curated record. Gene Ontology annotation, biological process: protein palmitoylation. Gene Ontology annotation, molecular function: palmitoyltransferase activity; protein binding. The transcript has 18 exons. The coding region runs from base 203 to 2095 and encodes 630 amino acids. Gene Ontology annotation, cellular component: Golgi membrane. Lineage: Eukaryota; Metazoa; Chordata; Mammalia; Carnivora; Felidae.
CCCGCGAGCUGCUACCACCACUUCGCCUGGUCGCGGCCGCCAGGGGCGAGAUGGAGGGCCCGGGGCUGGGCUCGCAGCUCCUCUUAGAUCCAUACAGCAUGGACGUGGAAGAAACUUUAUAGCUACGCUGACCAGUUCUUUGCCUUUUACAAACGUAAACACUGAAGCCAAAAAUAACCAGCAUUCGCCAACAUUCACCAACAUGAAAUCUGAGACUUUGGCCUUGUUCUCAAGGGGUUUACAUUUCAACAAGUGCAGGAAUCACAGCCACGGCCCCCACCCUCCAGGAUUUGGUCGACAUGGAGUCUGUGCAUAUGAAAGCAAAGAACUUGCCAAGGCGAGAGAAGCUCUUCCUCUUAUAGAGGACUCUAGUAACUGUGACAUUGUAAAAGCUACUCAGUACGGGAUUUUUGAACGUUGUAAAGAGUUGGUAGAAGCAGGAUAUGAUGUCAGGCAACCAGACAAAGAAAAUGUGUCACUUCUUCAUUGGGCUGCUAUUAACAACAGGCUGGAUCUUGUAAAGUUUUAUAUUUCAAAAGGUGCUGUAGUAGAUCAGUUGGGUGGAGAUUUAAAUUCGACACCUCUUCACUGGGCCAUCAGACAAGGACAUUUGCCUAUGGUCAUAUUAUUACUCCAGUAUGGAGCCGACCCCACUCUCAUCGAUGGGGAGGGAUUCAGCAGCAUCCACCUGGCAGUAUUAUUUCAACACAUGCCUAUUAUAGCAUAUCUCAUCUCAAAAGGACAGAGUGUGAAUAUGACAGAUUUAAAUGGGCAGACACCUCUCAUGUUAUCAGCUCACAAAGUACUUGGGCCAGAACCAACUGGAUUUCUUUUAAAGUUUAAUCCUUCUCUCAGUGUGGUUGAUAAAAUACACCAAAACACUCCACUCCACUGGGCAGUUGCAGCGGGAAAUGUUAAUGCUGUAGAUAAACUUUUGGAAGCCGGUUCUAGCCUGGACAUCCGAAAUGUUAAGGGCGAAACACCUCUUGAUAUGGCUCUACAAAACAAAAAUAGGCUCAUUAUUCACAUGCUAAAAACAGAAGCCAAAAUGAGAGCUAACAAAAAGUUCAGACUCUGGAGGUGGCUGCAGAAAUGCGAGCUCUUCCUGCUGCUGAUGCUUUCUGUGAUUACCAUGUGGGCUGUUGGAUACAUACUGGACUUCAAUUCAGAUUCUUGGCUUUUAAAAGGAUGUCUUCUAAUAACAUUGUUUUUUCUGACAUCUUUGCUUCCAAGGUUCUUGGUCGGGUAUAAGAGUCUCAUCUACUUACCAACAGUCUUCCUGCUAAGUUCCAUUUUUUGGAUAUUUGUAACGUGGUUCAUCUUAUUCUUUCCUCAUCUAGCAGGCACCCCUUUCUAUUUUGCUUUCAUUCUCAGCCUAAUAGGCUUCCUCUACUUUUUCUACAAGACUUGGGCAACUGAUCCAGGCUUCACUAAAGCUUCUGAAGAAGAAAGGAAAACGAAUAUCAUCACCCUUGCAGAGACUGGCUGUCUGGACUUCAGAACAUUUUGUACCUCAUGCCUUAUAAGGAAGCCAUUAAGGUCACUUCAUUGCCACGUGUGUAACUCCUGUGUCGCUCGAUACGAUCAGCAUUGUCUGUGGACUGGACGGUGCAUAGGUUUCGGCAACCAUCAUUAUUACAUAUUCUUCUUAUUUUUCCUUUCCAUUGUUUGUGAUUGGAUUAUAUAUGAAUCUUUCAUCUAUUGGUCAAAUCAUUGUGCCACGACAUUCAGAGAAGAUGGACUGUGGACCUACCUCAAUCAGAUUGUGGCCUGUUCCCCUUGGGUUUUAUAUAUCUUCAUGCUAGCAACUUUCCACUUCUCGUGGUCAACAUUUUUAUUAUUAAAUCAGCUCUUUCAGAUUGCUUUCCUGGGCCUGACCUCCCACGAGAAAACCAGCCUGUUGAAGCAGAGCAGGCAUAUGAAACAGACAUUGUCCCUCAGGAGGACCCCAUACAACCUUGGGUUCACGCAGAACCUUGCAGAUUUCUUUCAGUGUGGCUGCUUUGGCUUGGUGAAGCCCUGUGCCGUAGAUUGGACGUCCCAAUACAACAUGGUCUUCCACCCGGCUAAGGAGAAAGUCCUUCGCUCAGUAUGAAGAAAAGCAACCCCAGACUCUCACUCUGAUCUGUGUUCAUGUUGAUGCCCUGUGGUCUGCAAGUGAAGUGAAGAUUAGGAGUUCACCGAAGCCCAAAGGAAAACACAAGUGGUCUGUAAAGCUAUUUAGUAAAAACACAAGUUCUCCAGAAAGGCACUACGCUUUUAGAUUUAGCAAGAUGGACUGUUCCUGAACAAUCUUGGCAGACAUCUAAAAACGCUUUUAUAUGUUUCACAAGAAAAUACAACUUACUUUUUUUUUUUUUUUGAGAUAAUAUUCACCAAUUAUGGAUAAAAUGUAGUAUUUUCGAAUACUUUAUUGGUUGUUUCAAAAUAGUACUAUUCUUUAAGCUUGUAAUUUUUGAUAAAUUAUUUGUUUGUUUUAUCUAUAAAUAUGUAAAAAAUAUCUAAAUAGAAGUACCUGUUUUGCUUUCACACUUAAUAAAUUUUUUUUUUUUUUUUUUUUUUUGUAGUUGAGACUUCAUUUCUGACACUUAACUUUCAGAAUCUUAAAUUGAGAAAAGGUGUAUGUAGGGCAUAAAGAAACUGAUUCACAAUUCCAGGACUGAGUUGAGCUCCCUGGUAACACCAGUAAGCAAGAUAUAAUUUUCCAUCUUACUUAGAAAAUGGAACAGAUGAGGUUUUCAAGAUUAAUUACUGUUUUUACUUAGUACCCUCAAAAUAUUGGACUGAUGUGAUUGUAAGUGCUAAUUUCCCUUGUUCUGGAGGAAAAACUAAUUCCACUUUAACUCUUGGUAUUGUAUAUAAAUGCCCCUGGACAUGGCACCUUCCUACUGAAAACCCUUCCUUAAGGCUCCCCUUGCUCUUGGGGUAAAGGCUAAACUUCUCAUCAUGACCUACAAGACCUUGAAUAAUAUAACCUUAUUUUGUUUCCCAGUCUCACUCUGGACUACGCUUUGUACUCUAGCCACAUUGACCUUUCCGUUUUUCAAGGAUCCUUUCUCCGUUCUUCUACAGAGCACCGAGCCUUUGCAGAUGAGGAAACUAAAGGCUAAAGAAGUUUGUAUCUUCUCCAAGGUCACUUAGAUACCAAGUGGGGUAGCCACUUCAGAGCCUGGAGUCACCUUGAAUAUUGUCAGACACGUUGUGCGUGAUCAAUAAAUGUUUCAAUUUAUUGAA